AUGCCAGUUUACCUCUUAUCCCGAGUAGGAGACCCCAUCUUCGCCCUCGCAAUGGGCAUCUCGGCCGCGAUGUCGCGCAUCCGACGCGAUCAGCAAAAUAAGUUCCCGGAGCGAGCGUCAGAGAUCGGGUAUGGAACUGUGUUGCAGACCGGUGGGAAGCGGUUGCAGCGGUGGUGGAACGGGGAUUUCAAGGGUGUUCAAUAA
Penicillium riverlandense is the source of this 204-nucleotide messenger RNA. RefSeq lists its product as uncharacterized. Bases 1 to 204 code for a protein of 67 amino acids. The transcript is spliced from 2 exons. Lineage: Eukaryota; Fungi; Ascomycota; Eurotiomycetes; Eurotiales; Aspergillaceae. Gene Ontology annotation, biological process: protein secretion. The record is from RefSeq and is a predicted model, not a curated record.